Molecule: messenger RNA, 853 nt
Organism: Fundulus heteroclitus (mummichog)
Lineage: Eukaryota; Metazoa; Chordata; Actinopteri; Cyprinodontiformes; Fundulidae
Product: ribosyldihydronicotinamide dehydrogenase [quinone]-like
Cellular component (GO): cytosol
Molecular function (GO): NAD(P)H dehydrogenase (quinone) activity
Source: RefSeq, marked provisional
CAAAGAAAGUGUUGAUCGUGUACGCUCACCAGAGCUCUGGAUCCUUCAAUGCUGCAGCCAAAAAUGCUGCUGUGGAGGUUCUGACUGCUCAGGGCUGCACAGUGGAUGUCUCUGACCUGUAUGCCAUGGGCUUUAAAGCCACUGCUACAGCUGAGGACAUCAAAGGAGAAGUGAAGAAUGCUGAGAACUUCUGUUAUCUGGAGGAGAGCAAACUAGCAUGGGAGCAGGGAAAACUGUCAGCUGACAUCAUGGAGGAGCAAUCUAAGCUGACUGAGGCAGACCUCAUCAUCUUUCAGUUCCCCAUGUACUGGUUCAGUGUUCCUGCCAUCCUGAAGGGCUGGAUUGACCGGGUGCUCACCAAUGGCUUUGCCUUUUCUCAAGAGAAGCGCUACAGCCAGGGGAUCUUCAAGGACAAGAAAGCCAUGCUGUCCUUCACCACUGGGUCUCUAGAAUCCAUGUUCAGCCCAACUGGUAUUAAUGGAGACAUGAAUGUUACACUGUGGCCACUACAGAACGGCAUCCUGCACUACUGUGGCUUCCAGGUUCUGGCCCCUCAGAUCUUCUGGGCUCCUUCUUCUGCUGUGGCUGAAGAUCGCAAGAGCAUGCUGGAGAGCUGGCGCACACGACUGCAAGGCCUGCUGGAGGAAAAGCCCCUGUCCUUCAUUUCCUUGGACUGCUUUGACGAUAAGGCUUUCCAGUUGAAGCCUGAGGUCCAGGAGAAACAUGCCAGCAAGGAGUUUGGGCUGACGGUGGGCAUCCACCUGAACAAGCCACUGCCCCCUCACAGCCAGAUGAAGAAUGGAUGUGGCUGUUGCUCUGAGCUUUUGUGAUCAAUAAAAGCUGGUUAUUCUGA